AAGAAGCCGCGGCGGGCGCGGCGGCGGCUGGCGAUGCGGGCGGCUGCGGGCACCCGGCGGGCUCGGCUUGGCCGCCGCCGCCUUCUUCGGCUCCGCCGCGGGGGUCGCAGCGGCUGCCGCGCCGUCCUCGAGCUCCCAGCGUGAGGAGGCGGCGGGCAGAGAGAAGCAUCACGCUCCAGGCGGAGACCCAGAGGGAGCCCCGCGCGCGGCCUCGCUCAUUGCUAUGGACAGUGCUAUCACCCUGUGGCAGUUCCUCCUUCAGCUCCUACAGGAGCCUCAGAACAAGCACAUGAUCAGCUGGACCUCUAAUGAUGGGGAGUUCAAGCUCUUGCAGGCAGAAGAGGUGGCUCGUCUCUGGGGGAUUCGUAAGAACAAGCCUAAUAUGAAUUAUGACAAACUCAGCCGAGCCCUCAGAUACUAUUAUGUAAAGAAUAUCAUUAAAAAAGUGAAUGGUCAGAAGUUUGUGUACAAGUUUGUAUCUUACCCAGAGAUUUUGAAAAUGGACCCACUGACCGUGGGCAGGACUGAGGGAGACUGUGAAGCCGUGAGCUGCGGUGAAGUUGGCAGCAGCUGCAGGGACCCCGAGAGCGGGGGCAGAGAGAAGCCCCAGCAGCCCGGGGCCCGGGCCUCCAGCCGCAAUGACUACAUCCACUCCGGCUUGUAUUCUUCCUUUACUCUCAACUCUUUGAACUCCUCCAGUAAGAAGCUCUUCAAACCUAUAAAGAUUGAGAGUCCAGCUGAGAAGCUGGCAGACAAGAAGCCGCCUCAGGAGCCAACACCGUCUGUCAUCAAAUUCGUAACAACACCUUCCAAAAAGCUGCCAGUUGAACCUGUUGCUGCUGCCCUGUCAGCCGGCCCAAGCAUUUCUCCGUCUCCAGAAGAAACGCUCCAGGCGUUGGAGACUUUGGCUUCCCCCAGACUGCCUUCCCUGGAAGCCCCGGCCUCUGCAGCCGGCGGCACCCCCGCCUUUGCCACGCCCCCCAUCUCCGCCUCCCCUUCUGUGCAGGAGCCCCCCAGGACCCCUUCACCACCGCUGAGCCCCACCCCUGACAUCGACACCGACAUCGGGUCCGUGGCCUCGCAGCCCAUGGAACUUCCCGAGAACUUGUCACUGGAGCCUCAAGACCAGGAUUCAGCUUUGCUGGGAAAGGACAAAACAAGUAAUUCCUCAAGAUCCAAGAAACCCAAAGGCUUAGAGCUGGCACCCAUCCUUGUGAUCACGGGCAGUGACCCGAGCCCCCUGGGAAUAUUGAGCCCGUCUCUCCCCACGGCUUCUCUUACGCCAGCACUGUUCUCACAGACGCCCAUCUUACUGACGCCGAGCCCCUUGCUCUCCAGCAUCCACUUCUGGAGUACUCUCAGCCCUGUUGCUCCCCUGAGUCCAGCCAGACUGCAAGGUGCUAACACACUCUUCCAGUUUCCUUCUGUACUGAACAGUCAUGGACCAUUCACUGUGUCUGGCCUGGAUGGACCACCCACCCCUGGCCCAUUUUCCCCAGAUCUACAGAAAACAUAACCUAUGCACUUGUGGAAUGAGAACCAAGGAAUAAAGAAACAGAGUCGUUCAACAUGAUUACAUUUGAAGUGAGCAGUUAGUAGUUCUACAAUGCUAAUAAUAGACUAUUGUGAUUUUUGCCAUUCCCCAUUGAAAUGCCUUUUUAAGAUUCCCUUUGAAUAUGACUCAAGUUGGACUGUAUAUAAAAAUGCCUUAAUUGGAGUCCAAACUCCACCUCCCUCUUCCUUCCUUCACUCCUUCCUUCCUUCCUUCCUUCCUUCCUUCCUAAGUAUUUUGAGCUUUGUGUUAAAGAUAUUUUUGGUGGGGUUUAACAGCUAGCUAUGCUUUGCAAGAGCAGUUAAGAACAAAGUUACUCCUGCCUUAUUGGGACCCUUUGGCCAGGAAAACGAUGCUUUGAGUGUAUUAUUUGGAGAAAUGUGAACUGCAGUUGUUGGCUGUAUCUUCAGGACUAAGUGUGUUCUGUGGAGUAACUGAAAGUGAGCUGUGUAAAGGCAGUGAAGGAAGAGGAAUCCUUCCUGUUCACACAAAGUAAGAUUGGAGCAGUAUUAUCGGAGAGAUUCUAUUUGACUGUAAAGGGGAACGUAUGUAAGCAACUCUACAGAAAGACAUCUUACUUACCUUUAUCAUGUGGGUUUCUUAGCCAUAAGUGUGAUCGUGUUUGAACCUGUGAACAGAGCAUGGAGCCUAGUCUGUUUCAACACAGGAAGAUGUUUUAAACUUGGGGUUUAAGACAGCGUUUGCAACAACCAGUGAGAAUAGGGGACCCCAUCUCCAGCAUGGAAGUACCGUCAAGUCUCUGGGUGGUAUGAUUACAGCCCCGUGGUACACAGCCUGGUAAGUGAUGGCUUUUAGGGUGAAGCUGGGUUUUGAAAUCUUGAGGCAUCUCUGAAUGAAACAUUCAUCUGAAUGACUUGAAACAACAUGUGGGGCUGUCCCCAGUUAGAAGAGACUUUUUCUUUCCUGUUCAUUUUACUCUAUUUUCCACUGCAUAUUUACCUUCUUUUAAAUUUAAGGUUGUUAGGGGUUGUAAUAGUUUUAAAGAUGUUAUUAGGAAGAUGAAAAGCAAAGCAAAGCCUCCAAACCUCAGGUGAGGUAAAGAUGUGCUUAUUUCUUUGACAGAAAAAUUUUUUUUAAUUAGAGAGCCACAGAAUUUGUUUGGAAAUACUUAUACACAGGGAUUGGAUUGUUCACAUUAGUAGUGAGAAAUGUAGGCCUUCAUCUCUACGUUACCACAUUUAUAAAAUGUUACCAUAUGGUGAUCAGUGCCAGGUGCACACGGAGUUGUGGAGCCUCCAAACUGAAUUGAUACCAGCAUCACAGUGGAAUCUUCUGAAAAACUUGGCUUUGAAAGUCUAGGAUUAGAUUAUAUGCCACCACCACAACACUGCCCAUUAACCUCAUUUUUUAACUAUAGAAACAGUUCUAUAAUUGAGACCCAUAAACUGAAGGGAAAGAGGGAGCAAGCAUUGGAGGGCUCAAAAUGACACUGAGACAAACCAGCAUCUUCCAGAUGUAUAAUCCUUACUUUAAAUGUUUCUGUACAGUGUAGAGAAGCUGUAGUGUGAGGCACCCAGACACCCAUGCUAGGUUAGCAGGAGUGGAGGGACAAUAUUCGGGGAGCUGUCUUUAUGUUUGUAGUGUUGAAGACCUGUUCGCGAUUCAUUUGUGGUCACCAGCUGAAAGAUCUGUUCUUGGGGUGUUCUGGAGCGAUGGGGAACAGAUGGUGGGACUUGUCUCCCACACUGAGUCAUUUACUUUGCAUGCUUGUUUGAAAUCAGACCUCUCAGCAGCACUUUGGAAUAGUUAUUAGGUUAAUGAAUAUUUUGUACUUUAAAUGUAAGUAUUGAUGGCUUGGUUUAACUAGAUAUUUUAAAUUUUGAAAGCACAAAAGUAUUUUAUCUCUUUGAAGUAAGGGAGAAAAGCCAUUGGUUGUUUUCAUAGACAAUAUCUUUGAAGAUUACCUAUCUCAGCACAGGGGUGCCUGGGAACCAAGGGCACCAUUAAAACUCAGUCACAGCACCUUCCUAGGAACCAGUUUUUGUGAGUCCUCUGUCUAUAAACCUACCCCGGAAGCCUCCGAGAGGUGUGGGCCUCAGGAGAUUGAUGAUCUGCUUUCUCUUUGAGAUCAACUGACGUGGAGAAGUGUGCGUGCGUGUGUAUGUGUGUGUGUGUGUGUUUCCUUUUUUAAAUGAAAGUUUACAACCUUAGCUCAAGUGUAUGAGGCAGACCGUUCUGUUUGUAAACUACCUCUUUCCUGGAAAAGUCUCAGCUUCAUGUUUUUUGAACAUCCAGAGUUCUUAGCAUCAAAAGGUAACCUACCACUUAAGCUCAGUGUUCACUGGGGAGCCUUCUGUUUGGUAUCUGUAGCUGGUACCCAUCACGGGUCAUUUUGCCGGGAUGAUGGCUGGUGGGCCAAAGUAGCCCACGUUAAGGGAAGGGAGCAGGUUGGAUGAGUUUUUGAGACAUCUGUGAUUAUCUUAGCUUUUCAUCUGCCCUGGCCCAUAUCUCUACUCAUUUGUAUGCUGGGAAAUGUUUAAAACAACCAGGCUCUCUGAAGGGGAGGAAAAAAAAAAAGUCCUUAAAUUGUAGCAUUUGCUGAUUUCCAUGAUGUAAAUGACUCCACCUGUGGCUGAUUUGAAGCCGCUGCCUUCAAGUUGAGAAUGGAGGGGCACAGCGCUGCACUCUUGGCCGGCGGCCACCGUGUUCAUUCCAGCCUCGGGUGGGUUUUCACAUAAUUUCUAAAAUCAUUUUUUUCUUGUUCCUAUGCUGGUUUUUUAAAAUACAAAAUUAAAAUCACAUGUCUAACUUAAGUAAUUUUUUUUUUUUAAUGGUUUGUCAAUGCUUUUGUGAUGUAAUGUUCCUUAUGGUGUAUUUUGUGUGUUCUAACAAAGGUGAAAACUUCCAUUGAUUUUUAAAAAUACGUACUUAAGGGAAUGAUCCAGAAAUCCUCAAAAAGUCCAUGUAAACUUCUUAGAAUUAAAACAUAGGUUUAAUUUUUCCACAUUUUGAUGGCUAAAAUAAGAGUAUAAAUUUUUUCUUCAGAUUUUGACAGAAAAAGUAAGCCCAUGGGCCAAUAUAUAUACACACAUGUAUGUAUAUAUGGUGAAAGGGUACUGGAUUUUUUUUCCUUUAAAUUUUUUUAUUCUUAUGUUAAUCACCAUACAUUACAUCAUUAGUUUUUGAUAGGGUACUGGAUUUUUUUAACUGGAAGAAUUCCUUGACUUUUUACAUACUGUACUAGAGAUCCAAAAAGGCAGGUCUGUUGAAUCUAUUCACCUGGCACAAUUUCUAGUUUUCUCCAUACUGUGUGUCACUCAGGCUUGGAGGGGAAAGGAAGUCAGAGGCUUGGGAUGAUGCCGCCAUCAGAGCAGGCUCUGGGUAGUAACACGGCAGACCCGUCCCUAGCGGGCGUUGUGUGAGGUCUGGCGCAGUAACCUUGUCUUAUCCUGAUCUCAGAAUAUUUGUUAGGAUUGUGAAGUUCUAAAGGCAGUUUUGUAGGUUUCUAGGGAACGUAAGCCCCUGGAAGCACCCCCUGGCAUUUCAGGAAAGCGGCCUCCAGCCUUUCCGAGCACAUACCUUGCCCAGUAAAGGUUUUUGAACACCAGUUUCCUCUUGCAAAAUCAUACGUGUGUAAGUUGUUAACUGCUGUGUGAAAGUCACAUGUACAUUAUAAGACAACAUAAAAAUCGGAAUUAAGGAUGAUGUAAAAAGGAAAUCUUGACUGGAAGUUCUAGGGAGAUUGUCUUGUGCACCUUCUGGCAGCACAUACUCUCUACCUGAAAGACCACUGACUCAGGAUAUUGUUUACAGUCUGAUCUUGAAAACAAAAGGUGCAUGCUUUUGUUGUGAUACAUGGAGAAACCCUUUACAUGUUUGCUCUGAUUUUCAUGUCAAAUCUCUAGAAGUUCAGUUUGGAAAUCUUCGGGAAAGGUUGUCUUCAAUUUCCUGAAGUGUUAUAUUAAUUCUUUUUCAUACAUGACCCCCCCUUACCAGUGUUUUCUAGAGCUUCAUGCAUAGUAUUUUUGACAGCCUCUUGUCUCUUUUCUCUCCAAAUUAGGUAUGAUUCUGUAAUUGACUUUUAUUUUACUAGUCUGCUUACAAACUUCUUUUGGCCUUAUUAAUGUUAUGUUUUACCAACAAAUUCUGAAUUAUUUUAAGUUGCUUUAUGCAAAACUAUAUAACAUCUUCCAUUUUCUUGCUGCAUUCAUAAGUUUUGAUUUUUUAUUUUUUGGAACAUUUCAGCAUCUGAAGAAAUACUUUCCUUGAUGGGCCAGUGCUACUUAUCACUUCACUAACUUGUAUAUAUUUUAGUUAUCCAUGCCAGAAAUCUAGAAUUGUGCUCAGGCGCUGCUCUUAGGUGUGUAGACCAGUCUGGAGAGGAGUGCAGGUGUCUUUGUGCAGAAACCUGGAGCUCUGAGUGAAUCACCAAACCAACGGGGAAGUUAAAAAGACUACUCACCGUGUUAUCUGAGGGAAGGACAGAAAAUGUUACUUCUAAAUGGAGCUGAGAAGUUAAUUGUUCCCCCCACAGUAGGGAAGUGGAGGUCAACAUUAAUUUUCUUUCUUUAGCAGGUCCCCUAACUGGAGAUGGGUUCUGUGGAAAACAUUUUAUGAAUUAUUUUCUUGGUUUUGGGUCAACAAAUAAAUGUUAUUUUUAAUGCUGCAGGCAUUACCUGAAACAAGGUGCCCUGUUAUUCCUCUUAGGUCAUCAGAAUUCUGCUUACUGGAGUUUGAAGUUUUAAUCUUAGAAUCUAGAAUUCUUGUGGGUGGUAGUGUAUUAAGCAAGAAAAGAAGGCGGUUUGAUUUCAUUUCUCGUACUUGGUGGAACCUGUUAGCAUAAAAGUCAUGUUUUGACCUGUAAACACAGCAAUCUGAAAGGUGAGUUGUUGAUGUGGUUUAAAUGUUCCAUUUGAAGCUGCCAGUUUCUUCAGGCUUUUCCAAAAAAAAAAAAAAAAGAAAGAAAAGAAAUUGCAAUAGAUUGACAGCCUGCCAGAAAAUGGCAGCUAUAUCGUGAGAUCGGGAGGCCCAGAGUGGCUUUUGCGAGAGGGGAGGCGUUGGCUUUCAGGCUUUCCACAGAAACCAAGAUGUUCAAGCUGUUAACAUCGUUUUAAAUGAACCCCCUAACAAAACUCAGGAGGGAUACAAUCAAACACAGUAAGGCUCUUGAACUCUAGUUUUUUAGUUAUAAUACACAUCAGAAAGUUUUGUGAGAUUUAAAGUUUUAUUUUUAAAGAUGUAAUUGGAAGACUAGAGCAUUUCCUUCCAAGUCAUUCUGAUGUAUUGGCUGAGUACCUGUGUACGUGUGGAUAUGCUGAUGUGCUGAGUGUGUGUGCGUGCAUGCGUGGAAAUAAAUCUUUCAGAGGGAACGUAGAGUUUUCAUUCUCUAGGAUGGCUCCUAGGCUAUUUUAUGUGAAAACUUAAAAAAAGAUUGGCCGCACUUUACAGUUGCCACUUUUAAAAAACAAAUGCCUUGCACAUAUAUUUUUAAAUCCCUAGAAUCAUCGACCUUAAAAGACUUAAUUGCUUGCCACCAUUUUAGAGCUGGAAGGCUGCCUGUGACAUGUGCUGAACAAAGCUGCGUUGACCCGCUCUCCUGCGCGUGCAUCACUGCCCUUUCCUAACAUUUCUACACUUCCGCUUUUGUGUAGAAACCUCAUUUUGGUGGGGUCUAAAUUUCUCAGAGAGGGGGUUUAUACAAAGUAGUAUUUCUAAAGUACAGAUUUGAUCGUGAAUUGAUGAAAUGGUGGGGGAGUUCUGGCACCGUAGCCUAGUUUAUCCUUCUAAACUGUACGGAAGAAGCAUUAGCAGAAACCUCAGAGUAUCUUGGGCUGAAUGUUCUUCUCAGCUUUGCCUUGUUUCCCAUCUCAUAAGGGCCCGUUCUGACUCUUGUCCCUCCAAGGAUUAUAAGCUGUGCUAGGACAGGCCUGGGACCUUCUGGACAAGGGUGGGCGCGCCCUGAGGCCAGGCCAGAGUUCUAGCCAGUAGAAUCAUGCAAGUAUGCCUAGAAUAGAGUUCAGGGGUGGGAAUGCCACGUACUGGUAUUAAAUCACUUGGCACUUUUUGGGGCACCAUUAUUAGCACUGUUUUGUUAUUAAUAACUGGAAGCACUUAAUGAUUAUUUUGUUUAAUUUCGACCUAAGGAUGUUGAGGGUCAGAGAAGUAAUGUUUAUUUCUCGUUUAUGUUUUCUGGAAUUAAGACUCUUUGGAGAAAAGACAAAUGGAUUACCUAAUGAGCCAUUCUUUCAGGCUCUGUAAGGUAUGCUCUUUUGGCUAGGAUAUUUUAAAAUCAUUUACAAGCUUUAAAUAUUGUGCUUUAUAGAAAUCUAUGACUUUUCAAAUGAUUUGCAAUUGAUGGAAUACACUCAGCUUUGUAAACUAUCCACUUUUCUGGUUCUUUUCUGUUUACUCGUUGUUGCUUAUUGUCUAUUAGGCAAGGGACACGGUCCCUUCUAAGACAUUUCAUAUUUUCUGUUUUUGAGGGCAGUAUUACCAAGGCCUUUAUAUGUACAUUACAUUCAGUGCUUAUGUGAGAAGUAGCAAUGUCUUAUGACCUUCCCUGUUCACGAUUAGUGAAAUAAACUAAUAUGCAUAUAUGUAAAGAUAGAAAUUAAUGCAGUUAAAUUUUUUGAUCACUCGUGGCCUAUUUAUUCGGUCUGGCCAUUUGAUUUUCCUAAUCACAGUCAUACCGGUUUCUGCACUUUUGCCUUCAUGUAGUUUCACUGACCUCUGUGGGUAGGGAAGAUUAAAUAUGAAACACUCAGUCCAGUCAUUCUGCUACUGGUAGCUUUGGUUUGAGGUGAAUACAAUUUUUGACUAAAAUUAGUUUUUUAGAAUUAUACCCUUUAUUGGCCAGAUAAUUAAGUUGGCUUAAAAAAAAAAUGUGUAACUUUGCAUUUUGAUGAUAAUUUUUAAUGAGCCCUACUGGAUCUUCAGGCGUGGCUAUCACAUGAAAGCUGAAUGUUAUUAAAUAGUAAACAUUUGAUUUUCAUCCGCCCUGUGUCUGAUGCAGAAGAAAAGCAUAUGUCUGCUGUGGCAUUAACACUGGAGAGAAGUAUUCUUUUACAUCCCCGUCUUAGUUCGGGAUAUGCAGUAAUAAGAACUUGUCAGGGUGCUUCCCUCCAGCCUAGAUCGAUUUUCCCCCUUGUUUGUUGAAAUCGAUCUCUCACAAUAUCUAGUUUCCACCACUUCUGUGUACAUGGAAGGCUUCUGUGUAAUGCAGGCGCACACUUACCCAAAGGAAUGAAUGACGGGUAAUGCGUCACUAAUAACUUGUCUUAAAGUCAGUGUAAUUUACAUUAGGGAGACCUUCAAAGUAUUAAAAUUGCUUUUUUCUUCUUUUUCCUAACACUGCAGUUGACAUGAUGGUAACCACUACCAUUUAUUAAAAUCAUACUGAUUGUUGGUGCAGCGGGAGAGAAGCUGCCAUGGCUUCCAGCUCAGCAGUCUGACCUAGCCUGUUGGGAAGCAAAGGGGUGUUCUUUUAAGGUUGAUUAGGAUUGACUGUAGCCAGAGUUUCAAACUCUGUUCGAAUGUGGCGAAGAACCUUCACACACAGCAUGGGUAGGUGAGGACGACGAUGCGCUAGCACUUUGGGGGCUUUAUGAUAUGCUGCUUUUAAAAGGGAAAAGUGUAGCUGAUACUCAGUGCAUCUCCACACAUAGCAAGGGGUUGCUCUGAUAACCAAUCAGGUGACUGUUUUUUCUGUCACUUCAAGUUGUAUGCAAAAUUUUUGUUAAAUUCUGUAAUGGUCUUUUUAGAAAGAGGAUACGUCAAAAACAACUAUUUUUAUGCAGGAACUGACAGAGGAAUUUGCUUUGUAUAAUGGCAAGCUAGCUUUAAGAAAGCACUGUAGCAAAUUUACUGAAGUCCAAAACUAUGUAGACAUGUUAAUAGAUAUAUGUGCAACUAGAUAUGGACAAUUGUAUUUUUUUAAAUAAAUAUUUUUAACAAAA
This is a messenger RNA of Zalophus californianus (California sea lion), 9468 nucleotides long. RefSeq names its product ETS transcription factor ELK4 (gene ELK4). The coding region runs from base 224 to 1516 and encodes 430 amino acids. Gene Ontology annotation, biological process: regulation of transcription by RNA polymerase II; cell differentiation. The transcript is spliced from 5 exons. Lineage: Eukaryota; Metazoa; Chordata; Mammalia; Carnivora; Otariidae. The record is from RefSeq and is a predicted model, not a curated record. Gene Ontology annotation, cellular component: nucleus. Gene Ontology annotation, molecular function: sequence-specific DNA binding; DNA-binding transcription factor activity, RNA polymerase II-specific.